This is a messenger RNA of Ilyonectria robusta, 1349 nucleotides long. RefSeq lists its product as uncharacterized. Lineage: Eukaryota; Fungi; Ascomycota; Sordariomycetes; Hypocreales; Nectriaceae. The coding region runs from base 126 to 1037 and encodes 303 amino acids. The record is from RefSeq and is a predicted model, not a curated record. The transcript has a single exon.
CUCCGAAUACGGCGAAUGACGAGGCCAACUACAACAAGGCACGAGUGGAAUGAAUUGCACUGAAGCUCCGUCACAAGUCAAGCCAUAUUCUCCUUCGAGUGCCUUUGCAUGGGCACCCAAUCGUCAUGUCUACUGAUAAAGGGAGUCGAGAUGUCCUGCCAAAAGAUCUCAUGGAGCUUCAGCUUGGUCAGAUCGACCUCCUGAUGGCCAUGUAUGCGUCGGAUGACGCUAUAUCGAUUGAUGCUGCAUCGUCCAACUUACUUGAAGCACUCAGAGAUUGGUGUGAGAGUGAUCGGGAGACGGUACCUGAGUGUACUGAGGAGUGCAUAACCAUGCUCCUUAGCCUGGACGUUUCUGAUGAAGACCAUAGCUCAGAUGAGACAAAGUCCCUGCAACUUAGCUUGUCUGUACCGUUGGUCUACGAAAAAGGCGGAAAAGCACUAGCACCUACGGAAGCAUCACCAGUCAAAACCAGAAUACAACAACCAGCGUGGAUGAGCAAAGGCGAAGUAGCCCGCCUCACUGCCGAAAUCCCCGACGGAGACAUAUUGACCGUCAUUGAACAUGUCAAGGAGGCAGCGUGUCAGCAUCUGGCAGGGUUAAAACAAGUGGAUGCAAUAAAUGGACAUGCAGAUACAUCAAUAGUCCGCGUUUGGUUUUACUUCCCCUCAAUCAGCACCCGGUCAAAACGAGACGAUCUCGUAAACUACGGCCCAACCUAUGGACUGACGGGAUUCCUUCUCGCUGGAAAGCCAGGCGUGUUAUGUCUCGAGGGAGGAUCUCAGGCCAUUGAUGAAUUCAUGAAAUUCAUCAAGACGGAGAGCUGGGGCGACAUUCCCUCGCAUCAUAAAAAAGUCAGCGAGCGCUAUCGAGAGGAAGGACAGGAAGUUAGACGGGCGUUCAAGGAUAUGCAAGAGAUUACGGACAUGAUUGGCGAGAGAAGAGGAGAGCGAGCAAACCGGAACGAUAUGAAAGCGUUAGAGGCGUGGCUUAACGAAAGUGGCCUAGGUGAAGCCUUUGGCAAAGUUGUCAUGUAGUCAGGUCGUCACGAGUCAUUGGUGGAUUUCUGCUUUUGACUGAGACCUUUCAUAUUGCAGGAUACAAAUGCCUCCUGUCUCUUACACACCGUUGAAUCAGUCUGGUGGACACGAUGGAUUAUGACGACCUGGACCGCGGCAUAUUGUAAUUUUUAGAACCAGAAGCAAUCCAGGUCACGCCUGGGGAACAAAAAGGAAAGCCAAUAGCAAAAAUACAUACAACAGUGGGGAUUCGCUGAUCGUCACCGACUCAACUACUAAUCCACCUCUCGCUAGCUUAUCUGUUGGAGAUCGAACGGGAUCCUGAGUUCU